AUGGAUGAUGAGAAGAAGAAGAAGAGAAACAAGAAGAAGAAGAACAAGAACAAACGUGCAGACGGUGACGGUGAUGCUAUACCUACCGGUGUAGCUAUCUCCGAGGAUGGGAAUCAUACAGGAGACGCUGACAUUGCUCAAACUAAUCAAGUCCCUGAUUCCAACGAGUUAGAACCAUCAUCAUCCCAACAGAUCACCAAUGUAGAUGAUUCUGUUGUUGUUGAGAACACGUCUCCAAAUAGUGAGGCGGUUCUGGAAGAAACAAUCAGACAGUUACGUGAUGAAAUUGGAUCCCACCUUCAGAAAGAGGCUGUUUUUGAAGAAAAUGUUAGACGCUUGGAAACUGAGAAUGGAGCUCACAUACAGAAAGAGGCACUGCUAGAAGAAAGGCUUGAGAAUUUGAAAACAGAAAAUGAAGCUCACAUACAGAAAGAGGCACUGUUAGAAGAAAGGCUUGAGCAUUUGAGAACAGAGAAUGAAGCUCACAUUCAGAAAGAGGUACUGUUAGAAGAAAGGCUUGAGCAUUUGACAACAGAAAAUGAAGCUCACAUACAGAAAGAGGCACUAUUGGAAGAAAAGGUUGAGCAUUUGAGAACAGAAAAUGAAGCUCACGUACGAAGUGAGGCACUGUUAGAAGAGAGGCUCUUACAUCUGAGAACAGAGAAUGAAGCUUACCUACAAAAAGAGGCACUGUUAGAGCAAAGGCUUGAGCAUUUGAGAACUGAGAAUGAAGCUCUCAAACAGAACGAGGAAAAGUUGGAGGAAAGGCUUGUUCAGUAUAAAACAAAGAAUGACGUGCUUGUUCAUGAAAUGUCUAGUACAGAAGUCAAAAUGAGACAAUUGCUUGACGAAAGAUCUACCUUCUCUCAGAAAGAGGCAAGUCUAGAAAAGAAACUUCAACAAUUUCAACAUGAUGAAGCAUCUUCGGUAGCAGCUGCCGAGAAGUCAUCCUUAGAAAUGAUCUCGAGCCUGAACAAUGAAAUUGGAACACUGCGUGCACAGGUAAUGAAGUUGGAAGAAUCCAGGAGUAAUCUUCAGGAGCAGAACAAGAGUCUUGUGGAAACUGUAUCCAAUCUUCAAGUCCAACGUGAAAACCAUGACAGUAACGUGAAGGUUGCUUCUGAGGAAGAACUAAACUCACAGAUUGAAGCAGCUUGUACUCUAGUUGAAAAGCUCAUCACUGAAAAUGCUGAACUUGUUGAGAAGGUGAACGAGUUGUGCAUUCAGCUAAACCAAUCGCAGCAUGCCUUUGCUUCACCUCCUGAGAGCCUAGCAAUUGAAGUGCAGAAGCCUGAUACCUUGGAAGAAAUACCCAUUCACGAGGAGUUGAUUAAAAUUGAUGACUCUGGAGACAUGGAAACUGCACUGGUAGACAGAAACUUGACAGCAGAAACGGUACCAGUUUCUGUGAACCCGAAUGGGGAAAUAGAUGUGGAAUCACAGGUUGUAGUAGCUAGGGAAGAGGAAGAAGCAAGUGGUGGUGUGCCUCUGGUGGACGCUCCACUGAUCGGUGCACCGUUCAGGCUUGUCUCGUUUGUAGCAAGAUACGUGAGUGGUGCAGAUUUGGCGGAAAAGAAACAGGUUUUGUAG
Messenger RNA from Eruca vesicaria subsp. sativa (arugula), 1590 nucleotides. The record is from the annotation of a GenBank genome assembly. NCBI's taxonomy places the organism in Eukaryota, Viridiplantae, Streptophyta, Magnoliopsida, Brassicales, Brassicaceae.